Alligator mississippiensis (American alligator) is the source of this 4139-nucleotide messenger RNA. RefSeq lists its product as uncharacterized. The coding region runs from base 93 to 971 and encodes 292 amino acids. NCBI's taxonomy places the organism in Eukaryota, Metazoa, Chordata, Crocodylia, Alligatoridae. Gene Ontology annotation, molecular function: signaling receptor activity. The transcript is spliced from 4 exons. Gene Ontology annotation, cellular component: cell surface. The record is from RefSeq and is a predicted model, not a curated record.
CAAGACAAAUCUCCAGCCACUUCCCAUAAGAAACAAAACAAAACUCUACUCUGCGCUGCAGAGAUGAGGCUCUUCUGGGCUUGAAGGCAGGCAUGGAGUGGAGACCCCUAGCCCUGCUGCUGUGGCUGGGCCUCUGCAUCUCAGGACUUCAAGCCCAAGAGUACGACGCUGUGGAGAGCAGAGAGGAGGGAGAGACCCUCUCUGUCCAGUGUCCCUAUGACCAACAGCAAUACAGGAAAGCACUGAAAGCCUGGUACCAGCUAAGAGGCGAAACGUAUUAUCAUUUAGUCAGUACCCAAUACACCUCUCUGGGAGGUUAUCAGAGGGAAGCCAGCCUUGAAAGAACCAUGAUACAGGAUGACAACAGCAAGGGAACUGUAACCAUCACCAUAAAGAGGCUCCAGCUGCAGGACGCAGGAGUCUACAUGUGUGGAUGCUUUGGCCAUAAUCGUACAGUUCAUAUUCUAAAGAUAAUUAAAUUGAAAUUUUCCCAGCGUGAGUACAUUUCCUUCCUUCAGACCAGGGAAGAAUUUGUCUGUCCAUCCAUCCAUCCAUCAUAUCAUUCACAGCAAAUUUCUCUCCACACCACACUUGUAAGCCAGAUCUUACUGACCACAUGUGAUGUUUUCUUAGGAGUCCAAGAACACAAAGCUGUCGAGGGGCAGAAUGUGUCCGUCCAGUGUCCGUACAGCAUGCAGAACUACAGCAGAGAGAGGAAAGCCUGGUGCCGAUACACAGGCAAGAAUAAGUGCGAUGUCCUUGUUAGCACGUAUUUCAGCUAUGGGAGAUAUCAAAAUCAAGGCCAGGUUGAAAGAACCACAAUACACGACAACACUCAAAACAGGACUGUGACCAUCACCGUGGACAAGCUACAAGCUGAUGAUUCUGGUGUCUACUGGUGCGCACUUUAUGACCCUCCUCACCUUUACCGACUAUUUGAAGUUCAAUUGGCUGUGUCCAAGGGCAAGUGAGUGUUGGAAAAAUGUUCUUGCUGGCAGAUUUUGGCUUUCCCUGCCCACUUCCUCCAGCUCUCUCUGGCAGAGUUUGUAUCAACUCCUUGUUAACUCCCGAAUGUUUGCUCCUGUUGUUUAGCCUUCACCUCCUCUUUUUGAAUCUCACUACUAAGAACUACUUCCCCCUUUCAGGUGUACUAGGUAUGUUCUCCUCCAGCCCUCAGCUUCUUAAUAGCUGAACACCUCCAUAGCAACUGAAUUAGUCUUCUCCACUACAGCUAGUGCAGAUGUGACUAGGUACAUGAGAUUGAAAAAACGUGAAAUGUUUAGAAGAGCUCUAAUUUCCAACGAUUUUCCAAAUACAAAGAAUAUAUUUUUCUAAGUGCAUUGACAUGAGGAGACCAACAGCUUUCUAAGAGCUGCCACUGAAGGCCAAAAGAGAACAAGGGAGCCACUGAAGGCACAGACAGAAGUGCGGCUCCCCACUGUAACUCGUGGCGCUUCACAGGAAGUGCCAGGAUUAUAGCAAUCCCUGGGACCCAACAGACGUUCCCUGUUGAUUCCUGGGGGUUGGGGGAUCAGAUGCAGUAUUGAGGUGGGGGGCCUCCAAUUUACCCACCCCACCUUCCAGUGCACACCCACAUAAGUUACUGAAGACGCUCCACUUGGCGAAGAGACAGAGCUCAGUCAGACGCCACCUUGGAAAGCAACCGAAAAGAAGGGGUUUCAGAGUUCGGGCCAAGAGCUGAGGAGCUCUUGGCAACCAUAAUUUUCUGCAGUUAUACACUAGGUUUGAAUUGCUUGGGGAAGCAAAACUUGGUAAAGGACUCAUUAUGAAAGUCUAUGGUUUCUCCUUGCAUAUUUCUAGUGCAUGUGAUGACAAUGGAUGACACACCAGGGCCAAGUCCUUGGCUGGUGUAAAGGAGCAUGCCAUGGCAUCAGAUUUUGGUGGAACUGCACUUGCUCAUAGUGUUCAGAUCACUAGCCUGCAGUGACCUGGAGCAUGAGGAGGGGAUGCCCAUCAUGCUCCCUUCUCUCAAAAAGGAAGCCUAUUGCAUCUCCCAGCAUCUAGAGAUAACUUCACUGCAGUCACCAACAAACAUCGCAAACACAAGAAGUACCUCUUCACUUCCUGACAGCAAGUUUACGCUCUGCCAUAAAGUGGAUGGUUUCAUCUCCGUGCUGGGGAUGAACACAAAACAUGGUUUCUUGGGCAGUUUUUCAGAUGAUGAGCAGGAGUAACAUGGAGCGCGGGGGAAGAAAUAUCCAGGGAACAAUUGCGUCUCAGACAGCGUGACUAUUGGAAAUCACAGGGCUUUUUAUUUUCAGGUUUAACUACGGAAAACAUCCCAACUACUCCAUACACUGGUCCUGCCUUGAAAUCUUCCACACCCGACUCCAGGAACAACGGGGAGCCACAGAAAACCAGUGAGGUCUCCUUUGGUGUCAGCUCAUGGCUUGUCCUCCUGCUUGGGCUCCUGACCACUAAGACCCUGAUGGCGGUGACAAUAGCUCUUCUCGUGAGAAGACGACUGUACAGAGAAGAGGCAUCCGAACGAAUCUGAAACCUUGAUUUCAUGGUGCCACAGAGCAGCACACCUUAAAGCAAGACUGACUUUCGGUUGAAGCCAGGCUGCUUGAGGAAAUUCCUCAUGGUCUUUGCUAAUGUUGGCAGCCGUGGAAACCAGAUUUAAUUAAUAGCUUCUCCCAGUGAUGGUGCUCUCAGGUAUCCAGGACCCAGAUAUAUCAUCUCAUAUCAUCUUAGCCCUUUACUAAGUAGAGUUAACCACUACAGGAGUCCAGGUGACUGCAUCUUGUCCCAACUAAAACGUCUGUUGUUGGUGGUACCAGAGCAGCUGGGGAAUUAGGAUUCCCUUCUCAGACAACAUUGCUAUAACCUCAGCAGCCAGCCUGGAUACCAGCAUGAAGCCUCCCUGUUGUUUGACAGAGCCCACUAGGUCAAGAGCAUCUCAUCAGUUCAUCAAGACAGGGAACGCUAGAUAGCUCAGCGCUGGCCAAAAGGAGAUUCUACAUUAAGUCAAACGAGCAAGAGUUCUGCACAGAGAAGAGGAGUCUUUCUUCCGGACAGUAAAAACUGAACAGCUCAAGUGAUGACUUUGGGACAUUUGGACACUUUACCCUGAUAUGACUUUACUUCCAAGGAAGUAUUCCUCAAUCCUGAAGAUCAGGCUUGUAGCUGUGUUAGGGUAAGACAGAGCAGCCCUGAGAGCAUAUUCUCAGGCCUUGUGUACUCAGUGUGCAUACUGGCACCCACUGAAGACUCCUCCAAGCAGGCUACGAUGCCUCAUUUCCAUGACCGGGUGCACUGAAGUUGCAAGCGGGCCAGAGUGCUUGAUCACAGGGUUUCUGGGAGGGAAGGGAGACCUUGUAUACAGGAUUUUAAAAAGUCACUCCUGACCCAAAAGUGCACCCCCAUGAAUGGGGGUGGGGAGUGUCACACUGUAACUAAGCAAAGUUUGCAAAGAAAUACAGGACAAUGGCCAUCCCCACAUCCCUCUCUUCCUAAAUCCUCUGCAUAGAUGGGCCAAGCCAACCCUUUUCAAAAGAUUUUUAGUACCAGUUGCAGAAGGGGUCAACCCAAUCCUCUCCUUAUUGAGCCACAGCACACACUGCCCAUUACAGACGCAAUCCUUGCCAGAGAAGUCUUCUCCGUUCACUACAAGGCAACACAACAGCAGAAAGCAGCGCUAGAGACAUACCAAAAGGGAACGUAUCUUGAGACUCUCCAGUGUGGCAGAUCCCCUUGCCUGGUGCCUAUCCUACACACUGGAUCCAAGCCCUCAUCUCAGGAGAGACAAGGCCCUUUCUAUGCUGCACGCUCCAGGUUUUGUGCAUCAUGGCACUGAGAAGUGAUAAUGAACUAUCUGGCCUGCUAACUAGGAUUCCUGUCAGUAAAGGCCCCAGGGAUCUUGGCUAAGCUCUCUUAUCAGCUCUGUACCUGACAACAGAGCAGUUCCUUACCACGGGGGAGAAGUCACAUACUGCUUCCUUCUCUGUGCCGACUGGUCCAGGCCACUAUGUCCCUCCCCAAGGGCAUGCUGUUGCACAUUCCUAGCAAGGGAGCCCUCUCCUGGGUGGCCUACAGAAGAACUGUAGUAGUCACAUACUCAACACAGCUGUGUUCAUUGUGACCUCCCUACUUAGCUGCAAAUAAACAUCAAUAAA